Molecule: messenger RNA, 621 nt
Organism: Oreochromis aureus
Lineage: Eukaryota; Metazoa; Chordata; Actinopteri; Cichliformes; Cichlidae
Product: microtubule-associated protein 11-like
Exons: 4
Coding region: 118-621 (167 amino acids)
Biological process (GO): cilium assembly
Cellular component (GO): TRAPPII protein complex
Molecular function (GO): alpha-tubulin binding
Source: RefSeq, a predicted model, not a curated record
GAGGUAGAGGGGUCGAAGAGGAGGUUUUAAUUAUUAAAUAAUGUUGUUGUCUUUUCAUAGGGUUUGGAAGUCCCAUUGUUGGCUGUCCUACAGUGGCACAGUCCAGUACAUCCUGCCAUGAGAUGCAUCUCUACUUGUUACUCGAUACCCAGUGUUCACUUAAAUCGUCCAGAGUUGGUGAUGAUGGCGUCCUGCCCAAGGACCGUCAGGCCUCAACAACACUUCUGGGUGAAAUACACACUGCUCAACAAUUUGCAAGAUUUCCUUGCUGCUCGUCUGAUCUGGAAUUCAGAGGGAGGAAGUCAGGAUCCCAGUGUGGGAGCGGUUGUGUGCCAGUCUCCACUCAACAACCUGGGCCAGUGUAAGAAAGGCUCCAUACUGUCCUUCACUGUGGCCUUCCAGAUUCUCAAAACUGGGAUUUUUGAGCUGAGCCAGCAUAUGACGUUUACAGCUUCUGUGCCCGCACCGCCCACGGAGCCUCAGUCACCUUUGAAAAACACCUUCGGAGGACAUAGCCUGAGCCGAUUAAAGAGCUUCCCCCACCACCAGCCAUUUUGGUCAGUAAAUCUCAGGUAUGGAGGGUCAUUGUACACGAGUGCUUCUCAAACUGUGAGGCAUUGA